Bipolaris sorokiniana ND90Pr is the source of this 1939-nucleotide messenger RNA. RefSeq lists its product as uncharacterized. The transcript has a single exon. The record is from RefSeq and is a predicted model, not a curated record. Lineage: Eukaryota; Fungi; Ascomycota; Dothideomycetes; Pleosporales; Pleosporaceae. Bases 166 to 1620 code for a protein of 484 amino acids.
GCUUGGUAUGCAGGCGCCGAGACCGGGGAAGAGACCGGGGGUUAAGGUGUCAUUGCAUCCCCCGUUUGUCAAUGCAUCCUCCGUCUGUCACCUACUGCUUUAUAACGCGUCUUUCCCACUGUUUCAUUGAAUCGCCUCAGCGGUGCAAAACACCCACUCGAUACUAUGGGGCCUGAGGGGCCGUUCGCUGGCAGACGAGCCAACCGCAGAGACAACCCCGUCUACAUCCAUCUGUUCAAUUCGCCGCCGGCUUACACGGCUGGAGAUCACGUGAGAGGGCUUCUUCUCAUCUCCCAAGCACGAUCUCCGCGCAUCAACAUUAUUCUAAGAGGCUUCUCCAUCACCCCGCAUUCUUCUGGCAAGCCGACCUACAUUGAACUUUGUCGAGAAUCGCAGGAUUUGUUCGUUUCUACAGGCAAUAGCUCAAACCUCGAUCUCCUGCCCACAAGCUCAUCAAAUCCCGGAAAGGCAGAACUGCCCUUCUCCUUCACCUUUGCGCAACAUGUGAGCCUCCUACCGCCUACAGAUAGAGAUUGGCUCUAUCCGGAGGACUCGUUCAAUCAUCCACGCUUUCAGCAUUCUCCAGGAUUUCCACUACCUCCGAGUUGUGCUGGAACAUCUCCAGAUGUGCAGAUUGUAUAUCAACUUGAGGUGACCAUGGAGAGUAGCGAUCCGGAUAGUCUGCCUGUGAGGGUACGCCAAGAACUCAAGUACACGCCACCACCACCCGACCUCCAUCCCACACUCCUCCAACCAGACACGAACUUUGGCACAACGCUCCCCAAACACUGUAGCCACCAAAAGUUCAUCCGCACGCGCAAACUGUUCCAAGACUACGAAGAGAGGGCGGGAAAGCUUAAAAAGAUCAAGGAGAAGCUGGCUGACAAAGAGUUGCUCUUUGGCUUCCAGAGCUUGGACGAGAUUCCCUAUGUCAAAUUCAGUAUAUCCGCGACUCCUGCUCGUGUCCUAGUUGUUGGCUCCCAAGUUCCCGUUGUCAUCAGUGUUCAGCACCUCCAGCGUUCCGAAUCGCUUGCGAGCCCGCCUGAUCUGUUUAUACACCGCCUCAAAGUUCAGUUGAACUUUAUCUUCAACAUAUUCACGCCAAGUGAUCCAUCAGCCCGUCCUCCAAAGAAACAACACAUGCAUGCAGAAAGGGGCCACAUCAUGCUCUGCGACAAGAAGUACGAAAAGGGAAAUGGACGGCUGCUAUACGAUGGGCUUUCCUUACUAGAUAUAGCAGACGUCAAGCUUACAGGCCACGAGUUUACACCAAGUUUCACAACCUAUGGCCUGAACUUGGAGUACGAGUUACAAAUCGAAAUCACUGGCAAAUGUGCCGAUCGAGAGUGGUCUAGUAUUGUGUGUACCCAACCCGUUUACCUAACCACAGUGCCACUGGCGGCAAAUCUAUCUGAACUUGAGGAUGGCUUUCCAGUAUACGACCUAGAGCCUAGGCCAGUGUAUCAAGAGGUAGAUCCUAUGGAACCACCUCACUACCUCAAUGUGAGCUGGGAUGCUCAGCCGCUGGCAACUACGCUAUCAAUACAUGAGUUUGGGUCAAGGCACAUGGCGCCACCUAUCGCAGACACAGUACCUCCCCCAGAGUAUACUGCAUCAUAAACCAGUUGACCUCUACGAGUUUUGAGGUUGCUGUUUCUUGCAGAUCUGCUGUGAAGAGGACACCCUGGAAGUCUGAAAUCUAUAUGAACAAAUAUCUGGCUAGGCCGACCAUGUGUCUGUGCCAUUAUUCGGCAAACGAUUUCGAACCGCGGCUGUCAAUGAACAGACAUAGUACCUCUUCACUCCAGCUCAAUCAUUGCGCAAUGUGUUGGCACACGAUUCGGCAGAUGUCUAAUCGGAGUAAAUGUAUCAUCGUUAUCACGAGCACUCUACCAAGUGACACGACAGCAAGACUGCGCAUUGCCUUCGUUUUACUCAA